This is a messenger RNA of Dentiscutata erythropus, 244 nucleotides long. The record is from the annotation of a GenBank genome assembly. NCBI's taxonomy places the organism in Eukaryota, Fungi, Glomeromycota, Glomeromycetes, Diversisporales, Gigasporaceae.
AUGAUAGCAAUAGAUAUGACACAAUGGGUUCAUAAGUAUCUUCAUAAAAUGCUCGAUAAAUUUGAUGAAACAUUACAUGGUGCCAUGAUCGCAUUAUUGAUAGACGUGUGUGGAUCAUUAGUCGUAGCUUUAAGAGGAGGAUUAAAUUAUUCUUCUGGUGUUAGUACAGAUAUGAAUAUUUUAUUUACAAACCCGGCAAGAAAAGGAGAUGUUUUAAUAAUAAAUGCAGAAUGUAUAAAAUUUG